AUUUGGCGGCCCUUGCUGGUGAGUGGCCUCUCUGAGCAUUUGCCGAAUUCGCCAGGCAUCCAAUUUACCGCGCGGGUUACCGACAAGCGAUCAGAGUCAAAGCGAUGAGCCACGCCAUUAAGAAAACGAAUCAGGACGUGAUGCCCAUGCCUGAUAUGGAACAUUGGACAUCGGGCCACACGUGGCUCUGCGUGGCCACAAACCAGCCGUGUAUAUAUGUGGGCGCGCACGAGCUCUCUUGUAUCGGAACAGUCACACACUGGGCCAUGGAACGCAUCGAACCCGUGGACUUUGUCGUCAACACCGAACUACCUGCCACCGUCGAGCCUCAACUCCAAUCGCGAUAUGCAUUGGCACGUAGAGAACUAUUUGCGGCCGUCGAUGCCCUACCGGCAGAUCAGGCGGAACAAUAUGUCCGGGAAUCAACACCACGUCCCCGCAUGUCCACCGAAGAAGAAUGGAGGGGGUGGUGCACAGAAUACUUGGACCCCGACGCUGUCCUAUCCUCGAGGGCCCCUUCUCAGGCGCCUUCAGAAUCCCUCGCUUCGAAUCUCAACGCACGGAUGUCGGCCCCUAGAUUCGAUCCCGUCGCAAGAGAACACUCACAACCUAAAAUGCCCGAAUUCAGGGCUCCUCCCGCCACGCCGAGCCGCAAGCCACGAUCGACGACGAUGACCCCUCAGUCCUCGCCGUCAAAACGGAAGAGUAUGCGUCUUCAGCGCAGGGAAGACGAGAGUACACAAGCGGAAAAGAAGGCUAACCGAGCUGACCGCGCUGCGAAAGCUCAAGCUGCGAUGAAGGCAAGGCUCGAGGCUGAGUACGCUAUCCGAUCUGGGAAAGGGGGUCUGGCUCGGAGUCCCAGCAAGUGUGUUGGAACGUCGAAACCUGCCGCCUUGACAGGCUGAUGUGGCAUGCACCUUGCUGACGGCGCCGCCGAUUGACCGCGGCUGUUUAGCUUUCAUAAACGUAUGCGAUAUUAUGCCAGCCUAUGCCUCCUGUAGCCUUUAUGUUAGUCAUCUAUGAAUAUAUC
Molecule: messenger RNA, 1030 nt
Organism: Rhodofomes roseus
Lineage: Eukaryota; Fungi; Basidiomycota; Agaricomycetes; Polyporales; Fomitopsidaceae
Exons: 3
Coding region: 105-905 (266 amino acids)
Source: RefSeq, a predicted model, not a curated record